AUGCCCAAGGCCAAGGCCGAGAAGUCCGCAUUGCCUGCCAAGGAGGCCAAGAAGCCGAAAGGCGGUUCUGGUGAGAAGGGCCAGGGAAGACGAGCCACUGGGAGCAACACUGGGCUUGUUUCAUUCUUCCCCUAUCUCAUCGACGAGGCUGCGCGGGCUCUACACAAGUACUCCAAUCUUGCCGUGUACGUAGAUAAUGAGAUCGGAGGGGGGACCGAGGUGUUGGUGGAUAAGUUGAGGCAGGCUUUACGUCAGCGGGGCAUCCUGGUCAUCACCCCGCCGUUCGAUCUUCCACUCCUCGCGGAUCGUCGUGCAAUUUGGGCGGUCUAUGAGAUCCCGCUCGACUUCCUGGCUCCCAUCCCCUUCCACACCCUCUGCUGGGAAGAUCUGAUUCGCCUCGUAUGGCGGUCCGAGGUGCAGGCUAUGGGCUUCAAAAGUCUGAAGCUCGGUGCACCUCCCAGUGGCUUCCCCGUCGAUUCGUAUCACAUAUCGCUCAUGACGGCCGCCAACCCACUCCUCGGCCACAAGAUCGACGAGUACCUCGCCCGCUGGCCAGCUCCAGGUACACCCACCACCAUCCCCGCUGCCCUGCCACUCAGCGGGUUCCAGGCUGCGCUCGUUCGCCCUCGUCGAUACUUCACUCGGAGCCAGGGGUUAGAUGGAGCCGACGUCCCGCCUGUCAUCUUCGCUGGUAUGGGGUCGAACCAGCCCGAUAUCGAGAUGAAAUCUGGAUCAUCUUCCUCCUACAAUGGAGAGGACGUGGAGAUGGAUAGCCAGAGCUCCGAGUCUACUGUAAGGCCGGCUCUGGCUGCUGCAAGGGCUGGAAAGAAAAGGGAGUCGGUCAAGGAGGCGAGUGGCGAGGCGGUGGCUGGGUCGAGCAAGAUCGGCGACAAGGUCAAGGAGGACUGCGGAGCCUGUCUGGGCACAGGCAAGGUGGAAGUCCUCACUUUCAGUGAGGCGUCACACGUCGCUCCGGAGGCGGAGGAGGAGGCGGGAAACGAGGAGGCGCAUGACCCGUCCAAGAGCUCCGACAAGUCCAGCGACUCGUUCGGGUCUGACCAGGGGUCAGACGCCGAUGAUGAGCACGAUGACAACGAGGAGUACGACGAGGAGGCGGAGGAUGGGGAGACUGGGGAGGCUGAGGAGGCGGAUGAUCAUGCCAAGGGGUAG
Molecule: messenger RNA, 1170 nt
Organism: Dioszegia hungarica
Lineage: Eukaryota; Fungi; Basidiomycota; Tremellomycetes; Tremellales; Bulleribasidiaceae
Exons: 2
Coding region: 1-1170 (389 amino acids)
Source: RefSeq, a predicted model, not a curated record